Messenger RNA from Knipowitschia caucasica, 750 nucleotides. Lineage: Eukaryota; Metazoa; Chordata; Actinopteri; Gobiiformes; Gobiidae. The record is from the annotation of a GenBank genome assembly.
AUGAAUGCUAUUGGAAAAACAACAUACCUCCCAGGUGUAGCUUUGAGAGGGACUGAGAGGAAGGAAAUCGGAAGCGUUACGGGGGACGAGGACAGAGGACAAGGGGAAACAAGGACCAGCACGCACCAGGACCAGCACGCACCAGGACCAGCACGCACCAGGACCGGCACGCACGCGGAGCAGCACGCACGAGGAGCAGCACGCCCCAAGGAGAGACCUGCAGAGCCCACAUACAACGCCCCCAGCUACCCUGGUGUGGCGCACCAAGCCCCAGUGGAGCAGCAGACCCGGCCCAGCAGAGAGCGGCCCCAGCAGAGCGGAGCAGUGCGCCAGGCCCAGCCCGAGCCCCAGCAGAGCGGAGCAGCGCGUGCCAGGCCCAGCCCGAGCCCCAGCAGAGCGGAGCAGCGCGCGCCAGGCCCAGCCCGAGCCCCAGCAGAGCGGAGCAGCGCGCGCCAGGCCCAGCCCGAGCCCCAGCAGAGCGGAGCAGCGCGUGCCAGGCCCAGCCCGAGCCCCAGCAGAGCGGAGCAGUGCGCGCCAGGCCCAGCCCGAGCCCCAGCAGAGCGGAGCAACGCGCGCCAGGCCCAGCCCGACCCCCAGCAGAGCGGAGCAGCGGACCCGGCCCAGCGGAUCCAGCUCAGGGGAGCACUGUAUAUAACGCCAGACGAGCUGAGUACUUACAGGGACGUGAACAAGCUGCCCCAGAUUUUCAGAGCCACAUGCAGCACCUGGAGGACGUUUUCCAAAGGUUGA